Micropterus dolomieu (smallmouth bass) is the source of this 4952-nucleotide messenger RNA. RefSeq names its product MICAL-like 1a (gene micall1a). The transcript is spliced from 16 exons. The record is from RefSeq and is a predicted model, not a curated record. Gene Ontology annotation, molecular function: protein binding. The coding region runs from base 839 to 3634 and encodes 931 amino acids. Lineage: Eukaryota; Metazoa; Chordata; Actinopteri; Centrarchiformes; Centrarchidae.
CCCCGGUUGGGCUCGAAGAGAAACAACAACGUGACAUUGAGUGGGGCGGCAGGCAGGUUGCCAACAUUUUAAUCAAUGCAGCUAGGAUGGCUUGACAUCGGCGCUGGGCUGUUUUGAUGAACAUUAAUUAGCUGGGAUUUACUUUUUACAGUGUGUUUUAAUUUUGUUGUUUGCAAACAGGGCGUCGCGUGUAACGUUAGCGCGCGGUAAAGACUACUUUUUACUCAUCGUUUUAACAGCCAUUGCAGUGACUGCACCGACAAACAAAAACCGUGUUUUGGUCCACCUAAAGGAGGAAACUGUCACCUCUGCUUCGACUGAAAUUUCAUCAUCGCCAAAAACUGACAGACAAUCGUCUCGCAGUGCCAGCGCUCACCAAACAAGAAACAAACUGCAAACAUAAGCUAGCAGUAGGCUAACGUAACGUUACUCUAACGUUAGCUAGUUAGCAUCUUGGCUGCGUCAAGAACUUUGUUUCAAGCUAACGUGAUCAACUCCGGAUUUCAGACGUGUUCUUAAUUGGUCAAAGUUCCAGUUUAGAUAAGUCUGAAACACUUGCUCGAUACAGAAGAUUGCGUGGGGACAUAAUGCAUUUUGUAGUUACAAAAGUAAGCUAACAUCUAGCUUGCAAGCCAUGCUAGUUUUAACGUGACUCACUGGUGCUUAAUGAGUGUGUAGUAUCGCAAAAUCGGGUGUUGCCUGGCUGUCGCCCCUUUACUGAAACGCUGCAGAUGACUCGUGUAUGACUCGUGUUUUUGUUGUCUCCCGUCACGCCUGGGACAAAACAAUCCGUCGCUUUUAUUUGACAAGAAUUCUUGGAUUUCUGUGAUAUAGUAUCAUGGGGUCUCUGAAGGCUCUCCAGGAGUGGUGUCGGAUACAGUGUGAACAUUACAACGAUGUGGAAAUAAAGGACAUGUCAACGUCGUUUCGGGACGGUUUGGCGUUUUGUGCCAUAAUACAUCGCUACAGACCCGAUUUGAUAGACUUUGGCUCGCUGUCUAAAGAGAAUGUCUACGAGAACAACCGACUGGCGUUUGAAGUGGCAGAGACACAGCUGGGGAUUCCAGCCCUGUUGGACCCAGAAGACAUGGUGUCCAUGAAAGUGCCUGACCGGCUCAGCAUCAUCACAUACGUCUCCCAGUACUACAACUUCUUCAACAACAAGUCUAAUGCAAACCCCCCUUCUAUGAAAAGGCUGAGUUCUGUCGGUCAUAAUGAGCCAGCCCAUAAAAGGCCCCCGACCCCUCUUGAAGACAAAGUGGUUGAGUCUGAGCCGGGCCAGCCGGCGCAGACAGGUGUAGAAGUGGUCUCAGCAGACAAGCGCAGCACUCUCAGCAGCACCUGCGCCGCCUGCCAGAAACACGUCCACCUGGUGCAGAGAUUUCUGGUGGAUGGCAAGCUCUACCAUCGCAACUGCUUCAGGUGCAUAGAGUGCCACAGCACUUUGCUUCCUGGAUCCUACAAAUUAGGAAGCGACUCUGGGGCGUUGGUCUGUACACAUCACAUUACAAGGCAUGCUUCAGCCAAUCAGAACGGCCGGCCAGAUCUAAAUAAAAGACCAGUGGAAGUUCAGUCCAGCAGGAUCGGUCGCAGCACAAUUCCCUACGCCUCAGCCUCUGAGAGGGACCAGUCAAAGACUCCUUCUCCGGUAUGCCAAACAAAUUAUACUGACACACCCACCAAUGACUCUGUCACAGUUGCUGCUGUUGAAACAAACCAAACAGACUCUUUGGAAAAAGCAAACAAGAUGGAUGGCGAGACAGAGGAGAUACCACGUUCUUCCUCUCCUCCCAACCCGUUUGAUGAGAGCGAUGAAGAGGAGGAAGAGGGGGAGAAAGAGGAAGAUACUAAAACACCAGCCAAAAAAACAACAAAUGGGGACCUCGCUUCUACACUUGUCACUCAUCACGAAGGUGCCAGCCGGCCAGUACCGGCGCCUCGCCGGGUUUCUGAACCCGCCCCUCCUCCUCGCCCUGCCCCUCGGGUUCGGCUACCACGUACGGGAGACGGCCUUACAGUCGGUGAAAACCAGAAGCCUGCGAUUCCUCCCAAACCUCGAGAAAGAUCACAGUCUCCUGGAAGCCUGUCCAGUGGUGCCCAUAAACCCAAAGACCCACCUUGGAUGGCCCUGGUCCAAUCAGAACCCAAGAAGAAGAAAGCCCCUGCCCCUCCUGCUGCCGGACUUGCAACCCCCCCCAACAUAGGCUCUCUGUCCUCUCUCAAAGGGGAAGGCUCCAGACCCAGCACGCCCCCUCCGCCCUCCAACCCGUUUGACGACGACGACGAUGAUGAAAAUAACGAGGUAGAGGAAGAAGAGGGGAGAGAAGGAGGUGCGAUUCCACCCACAGUUGUGGCUACUCACCCAUGGUACAACAUCGGUCGGGCAGCUGACACCACAGCUGCGGACACUCCUCCUAGUGAAGGACGCUCGUCCCGCUCUGCCAGCCCUGGGAGCAGCAAGAGCAAGAAACGGCCGGCACCUCGUGUUCCAAAGCCACCUGCUGUUAACCAAGUUCUCCCUCACUCUCAGCCCUCCUCUUGCUCUCCCUCUCCAGCUCUCAGCACAGAGAGUCUGUCUUCAGCCUCAGACCACAGCUCCGCCCAGCCCCCAUUGGGUGGCAGUGCCAGCAACGACAAGGAGCACGCCUUCACCAAAAGUGUCUCAGAGCCUUCCAUCUGUUCACCGUGCGACUCUACGGCCUCUCCCUCCUCCUCCUCGACCGAACGUUUGACUCAUCCCUCCCAAAACCCCUACCCAUGUCCCACGCCAUCAUAUGCCAGCUCAGCUCCAGCUACCCCACAGACCAGUCGCAGCAUGGGGACUGGAGCCCCUCCACCAAGACCCCUGACGACCCCCAGCCCUUUGGCCUCAGGAGCCAACCAAUCGCACAAUAAGCGGAUCUGUAAGGAGAACCCGUUCAACAGGAAAGCUUCUCCCUCCCCUGCUAAAUCCCAAACAAGACCACCAAAAGGCCCUCGUCCUGCCAGGCCCCCGGCCCCAGGCCAUGGCUUCCCUCUUAUCAAACGCAAGGUGCAGUCAGAUCAGUACAUCCCAGUAGAGGACAUCCACGGGGAGAUGGGUCAGCUGGAGAAGCAUCUGGAUGAACUGGAGCAGAGGGGAGUGGAGCUGGAGAAGAAGCUGAGAGACAACCCUAAUGAUGAGGAUGAGGAGCGCCUGCUGGUGGACUGGUUCACUCUCAUCCAUGAGAAACACCUUUUAGUACGACGAGAAGCUGAACUGGUUUAUACAGCGAAGCAGCAGAACCUGGAAGAGAGGCAAGCGGACGUGGAGUAUGAGCUGAGGUGUCUUCUCAACAAGCCAGAGAAAGACUGGACAGAGGAGGACAAGAGUCGGGAGCAGGAGCUGAUGGCUGAGCUGGUUACCAUCAUUGAACAGCGCAACCAAAUUGUCAACAACAUGGACCAGGACAGGCAGAGGGAAGAAGAGGAGGAUAAAGUUAUGGAAGCCAUGCUGAAGAAAAAAGACUUCCAUAAGGAUCUGGAGGGUGAGCAGCAGCAGCAGCCGCAGAAGAAAAAAGGGGCAAAGUUCAAACCCAUUAAGGUGCUCAAGAGGCUGAGCCAUAAAGGAGAACCAAGCAAAAGCCACAGCCCCCGCAAGGAGAAAACACCGUAGAAAGCACCACUCCUUCAAGAGGAAAUGAGACUAUUUUAACAAGACUAAGGAAAAUUAAAAAAGGAUAUGAGAAAAAAAUUACAUCAGGUCAAGAAGAUGUGUUCUCUUUUAACUGUGUCAUUAAUGACUUGAAGUGCAACCCAGAAUCCACUCCCUGCUCACCUCUUACUUCAGUGACCAUUUUCAGUUGCCUUUGUGUUUUAAAGAGACAGUAUAACUCAACAAGCUCUCUGACCUUUCAUGCCAGUGAAGGUAACAGUAGGUUUCUAAAUUACUGCACUGAAAUGUUUUUUGUUGCUUCACUAUCCUUGCAUUGCACAGUGUCUCUACCCUGUAAGUCUUUAUCAGGAUUCAGCAAAUGUGUGAUUCGUCAGUUCACUUUAAAUGAAGUCCGUUGGAUGCAAUUGGAUCUUAUAUCUAUGAGUUUUUAAUAUGUUUUUACUCUGCUCCUGGGUUACACUGACUUACUAGGUCAAUGGAUCGAUAUCUGAGAAGGUUUUCUGUCACGUCUGGUUUGAGCCUGUGGUACUAGUGAAAGUAAUACUUUUUAAAGAUGAACUCUGCUUUAAAUAUUGCAACAUCUACCCCUGAAACGCUCAGACACCAGCAGAUACCUAAGCUCUUCUAGCUGCUAUGUUAUGAUUGUUUGUGGUGUCCUUGUUCUUAGGUUCUUCAGUUGUAGUUCUGUGAUCGUGCCAUUUGUGUAAAUGCAUAUCAUCAAAGAAGUGGAUGAAGGUAGAUACAGUAUUUAAUGGUGUGAGUGUGUGUGUGACUGGAAACGAAGUGGGAAAGUACUCAAAAUUAGAUUGAAGGAGUGUUAAACUACAAAAGUCUGUUAGAAAGUUUAUUAAUAUGAAAAGUCACACAUGCAAUAAUGAAUAUUUGAAAUGGCAGAUAUAACAAACAUCAUUUAUCACAGUUUAAACCAUUGGGGGAAAACUGAAUAUGCAAUCAUUAAUUUAUAUUUUACUAUGCCUUUCUGUAUGCUUCCAUGUUUUGCCUUAAAAGUGGAUAGGAAAAAACGUGUUAAUAUUGUUUGUACAAGUGCCAUUUAUUUAAUUGCAUAUGUGGUUGACUGUCAUUUGUUCGAGCUAAUGUAAAUGUCAGUGUGUUUACUCAUUCUGUUUUGUCAUUUAGAUUGUCCUCCAUUUUAAUGGUAAUCCCUGUAUGUGUCUGCUCUGUGCCUGUCUUCCUGUCCAGGGGACACCAAGGGCUCCAGUAGUGCCACAUUUCUGUCAGCUAUAUGUUGUUCAGCAGCAAGAUUAUUAAACAAUACUGACACUGGAAGGCAGAGGAAUAAAAUAAGUUGAUGCAAGUA